This is a messenger RNA of Aspergillus pseudotamarii, 351 nucleotides long. RefSeq lists its product as uncharacterized. Gene Ontology annotation, cellular component: membrane. Gene Ontology annotation, molecular function: carbohydrate:proton symporter activity. NCBI's taxonomy places the organism in Eukaryota, Fungi, Ascomycota, Eurotiomycetes, Eurotiales, Aspergillaceae. Gene Ontology annotation, biological process: carbohydrate transport; transmembrane transport. The transcript is spliced from 2 exons. The record is from RefSeq and is a predicted model, not a curated record. The coding region runs from base 1 to 351 and encodes 116 amino acids.
AUGCGGAAUUUGCUCACAAGACAGUCGGGUGGUUCUGGUUCUGGUACCGCUGGGAAGAUGAUCACUGUACGGGUGUAUCUCCUGGCUAUUGUCAGCUCAAUGGGGGCGUUCCUAUUCGGAUAUGACAUGGCCUUGAUCGGCACAUCGAUUGAGUUACAUUCCUUUAAGAAGGACUUCGGGUUGGAGCAUGCUUCCAAAUCUGUCGAGGAUGCCUUUGCAGCCAAUAUUGUAUCCCUCCUACAAGCGGGCUGCUUCGGAGCUCUCAUCUCUGCCCCACUGAGUGAUCGUUUUGGACGUAGCCUUGCGGGGACUCCCAGAAACUCAUCCCUCUGUGGAGUCGGAACUCAAUGA